CGGUGGAAAUAAAUCAUGCAGAUUCAUUCACUGCCAUAUUAUAUAUAUAUAUAUAUAGAUAGAUAGAGAGAGAGAGAGAGAAUUUGUUUAGUUGGUAGUUUUUUCCUUCAGUGACGUAGCAGAUCAACAUUCAUUUUCAUUGUGAUUGUGAUUGUGAUUGUGAUUGUGAUUCGAGAGAUUAGAGGAUGGGAGACAGCAGCAACAGCAAGAGCAAGAGGAGAGUGGGGGUGGCGGUGGAUUUCUCCCCGUGCAGCAGAAAGGCAUUGCGAUGGGCUCUGGAGAACCUGAUACGAUCCGAUGAUGAGCUCAUCCUGAUCACCGUCCUCCCCCAGGCAUAUUACGAGACUGGCGAGAUGCAGCUCUGGGAGACCACCGGUUCUCCUUUGAUUCCAUGGAGUGAAGUUUUGGAUCCCCAUGUGAUGAAGAAAUAUGAGGCCAACCCAGAUCCUGAAACGCUUGAAAUCGUCAGUAAUGCCUCCAAACAGAAUGGGAUGAGCGUGUUCAUGAGAAUCUUCUGGGGAGAUCCCCGAGAGAUGUUGUGCGAAUCAGUGGGCAAGACUUCCCUCGACUGUCUAGUCCUCGGCAAUAGAGGUCUCGGCACACUCCAAAGGGCUAUUAUGGGCAGCGUUAGCAACUAUGUGGUGAACAACGGUACCUGCCCUGUUACCGUCGUCAAGAGCUAGUGAGUGGGUCGGGACAAAUCAUCAUCAUCAUCAUCAUCAUCCAGAUGAGGUUAGUUUUGUUCUUCAUAUGCUUUUGCAACUUGAGGAGGAAGAAUAAGUUAUAGACAGAGAGAUAUAGUCAUCAUUCUUUUGUUUUUUUUGUUGGUGUCUUUGCUUGCAUUAAUUGUGACUGUGGCGAGAGGGCUACGCAGACAGUAGUGUAGUGUUCCUUUUACCUUGUUUCCCUGGCUGAAAGUGAAUCAUUA
Messenger RNA from Andrographis paniculata, 928 nucleotides. RefSeq names its product universal stress protein PHOS32-like. The coding region runs from base 186 to 683 and encodes 165 amino acids. Lineage: Eukaryota; Viridiplantae; Streptophyta; Magnoliopsida; Lamiales; Acanthaceae. The record is from RefSeq and is a predicted model, not a curated record. The transcript has 4 exons.